AUGGAGAGGGCGAAUUUGGCGUCUCCAUGGUUCUGGAUGGAAGACAACAUGCACUGGCCUGGCUGUGUGCCCUGGGAUCUGGAUGAGGAGGAUCUAGUGCAAGAUCCUUCGCUCCACCACCGGCAGAAGGCAGUGGUUUCUGAUCUCACUUUCCAGACAGGCAUGUCGAGCCUGAUGGACUUUGGAACUCCAGAUUCUUCACUUGACAAAGUGUUGCUGAGGGAGGAGGUGGCUCAGUUGCAGGAGGAGGUGCACCUCCUCAGGCAGAUGAAGGACAUGUUGAGUAAAGACCUGGAGGACUCGCACGGCGGCUGCUCGGCCGACACACUCUCUGCCGCCGAGCUCAAGGUGCAGCUGGGGGAGAAAGAGCAGGAGCUGGAACGUGCCAAGGAGGCCUUACAAGCUAUGAAGGGCGAUCGGAAGCGAUUGAAGGCAGAAAAGGCUGACCUGGUGAACCAGAUGCAGCAGCUGUACAGCACACUGGAGAGCCGAGAAGAGCAGCUCCGAGACUUCAUCAGAAACUAUGACCAGCACAGAAAGGAGAGUGAGGAUGCGGUAAAGGCUCUGGCUAAAGAGAAGGACAUGCUGGAGAGAGAGAAAUGGGACUUGCGCCGGCAGAGCAAAGAGGCCACAGAACAAGCCAGCGUCCUGUGCUCCCAGAUAGACAUGAAGGAGAACAGAAUCAAAGAGCUGGAGGCAGAGCUCACUAUGGCAAAGCAGUCUCUGGCCACUCUCACUAAAGACGUGCCAAAGCGUCACUCUCUGGCGAUGCCAUCGGAGCCGGUGGUGAACGGCAGUCAGGAGUGGGUGAUGCAAGCAGACCUUCCCCUCACUGCAGCAAUCAGACAGAGUCAACAGACCCUGUACCAUUCGCACCCCGCGGACAGGCAAGCUGCUUUGAGGAUCAGCCCCUGUCACUCCCGCCAGCCCUCCAUCAUCUCUGACGCCUCGGCUGCUGACGGCGACCGCUCAUCCACCCCGAGCGACAUCACCUCCCCCCGCCACAGGACUCACUCCCUCUGCAAUUCCAUGGAGGACCUCGAGGACCAGAAGCGUAAGAAGAAGAAGGAGAAGAUGAGUCUCGGCUCACUUUCUCGAGUGUUUGCCCGGGGAAAAUCGCAACGCAAGUCCUUGGAUCCGGGCCUGUUUGAUGACUCAGACAGCCUCUCCAGCCAGAACCAUCCCAGCCUAUCAGACGGCGAGGAGCAGCUGGAGCGGCUACAGCAGGCGGAGCUUACGCGCAGCAAACCCAUGUCUCUGUGGAAGGCAGUCACUGUGCAGGCCUGGCUGGAGGUUGUCAUGGCAAUGCCCAUGUACAUGCGUGCCUGUUCAGAGAAUGUCAAGAGUGGAAAGGUGUUGCUGGGGUUGACAGAUGAGGAUCUGGAGCUGGGUUUGGGCAUCAACAGCCCAAUGCACCGCAGGAAGCUCCGUCUAGCUAUUGAGGACUACAGAGAAGCAGAGAAUGGACGGGGACUUUCCAAAGCUGCUGAUAUGGAUCAUCACUGGGUGUCUAAGACCUGGCUGGGCGAUGUGGGGCUUCCCCAAUACUCACAGGUCUUCCACAACCAGUUGGUGGAUGGCAGAGUACUGAACUCUAUCACACGGAGAGACCUGGAGACCAUCUUUAACGUCACCAAGUUCCAUGUUACCAGCAUUCUGUCAGCCAUUCAGCUUCUGCAAAUGCUCAACUUUGACAAAGAGAAUAUACAGGCACGUCGUGCUCAGUGUGAAAAUCGAGAUCUGGAUCCGGUGGUCUGGACCAGCCACCGUGUCAUUAAAUGGAUCAGAGACAUUGAUCUUAAGGAGUAUGCUGACAGCCUUCAGAACAGUGGCAUCCACGGUGCAGUGAUGGUUCUAGAUCCGACCUUCAGUGCAGACACCAUGGCCAAGGCUCUAGACAUCCCCAGCAAUAAACACAUGAUCCAUCGUCAUCUAUACGAGGAAAUGAAAGUGCUUCUCAACCCCGCAAGAACUAACCAGGCUCAGGACUACAGGAAAGAGGGGACUCCUACACAUUCUCCUGUCUCAAACUGCCGAAAAACUGAGGAAGAAUUUUCUCCCAGGCAAAAAGUCGGCAAGAGCCCUUUGAGAUUCAAUCCACUGGUCACUGUUGGGAGAGACUUGACUUUUCAAGGCGGCUGUGGAUCACCACCCAGAGAAGAUCGCAUCAAGAUCCUGCAGAGGACCAAGGGCAGUCCCAUGCACGGUUACUCGAGCAUAGAGAUCACUAAUGUCUGAGGGCAACAGUCUGUGUUUGCCUUGGAUGAACUAGGAAGGAUGAGCCUCCCCGAACCUCUAAAUGGACCAAAUAAGCUCAAUUAUUUGUAAAAGAGAUUUGAGAAUUGACCAUUUGCACUUUAAAGAAUUUUGUAUUGGCAACAAAUCACAAAUAAGCACUUAAUUAAAAUUUUAUAGACAUGCUGCAUUAAAAAGCAAAUAUUUUGUUGCUAACAUAAUACAUAGAUGAACUUGUCCUGAUUCCCGUAAAUUCCAGUCACAACUGUAGGUAUGCAGCUAAAAUCAAUACCACAUGUUCAGAUGUCCAUUCCCUACAUCAAGGUCAUCACAACACUGUGCUUGUUUAAAGUUACGGGAAAUGCUGAAAUGAGGAAUAGCGCUGUGAAUUUAUUGUGAAAACACUUUGAAUGCCACAGUAAAGUCUUUUCUUUGUUUUAAUACAUCUGUUGACAUCUGCUAAGAUGUUUGUGUUUUCAAAAUCUGAUUUG
Messenger RNA from Sinocyclocheilus rhinocerous, 2726 nucleotides. Its product is annotated as kazrin-like. The record is from RefSeq and is a predicted model, not a curated record. The transcript is spliced from 15 exons. The coding region runs from base 1 to 2238 and encodes 745 amino acids. Gene Ontology annotation, molecular function: protein binding. NCBI's taxonomy places the organism in Eukaryota, Metazoa, Chordata, Actinopteri, Cypriniformes, Cyprinidae.